GGGUGCAGGGAUCAGGGGUCAUCAGUGGCCACCUCGAAGGGGAGGAGAUGAGGAGUCCUGGUCUAGGAUGUGUUCUGGGCUGGAAGGAUGAGUGUGGUCCAGACUGCCUGUGGGGGACAACAGUGAGGAAGGCCAGAGGUGCAAAGCAAAGCAUGACUCAUUGUGGCUAGUGGGGGUGGGAGUGUCUACAAGGAGGACAGGGCCAUGUGGUGUGGGGAAGGAAGGGCCUGGUGGGCCCAAGGGGAGCUGGGCCUCAUGUCUCAGCCCCUCAGCUCUGGGGGUUUGGGAGCCCAGCCUGAUAUCCCUGCAGCCCACAGAGUGAGAGUCCAGAAGUGUCACCACAGCACCUCUGCCAGCCUCACCAUGAAUCUGGAGCCACCCAAGGCCGAUUUCCGUUCAGCCACCAGGGUGAUGGGAGGACCUGUCACCCCCAGGAAAGGGCCCCCCAAAUUUAAGCAACGACAAACCAGGCAGUUCAAGAGCAAGCCUCCCAAGAAAGGCGUCCAAGGGUUUGGAGACGACAUCCCUGGAAUGGAAGGCCUGGGAACAGACAUCACGGUCAUCUGCCCCUGGGAGGCCUUCAACCACCUGGAGCUGCAUGAGCUGGCCCAAUAUGGUAUCAUCUAGAGCAAGACCCCU
This is a messenger RNA of Otolemur garnettii (small-eared galago), 639 nucleotides long. RefSeq names its product phosphodiesterase 6G (gene PDE6G). The transcript is spliced from 3 exons. Gene Ontology annotation, molecular function: cGMP binding; 3',5'-cyclic-nucleotide phosphodiesterase activity. Gene Ontology annotation, cellular component: photoreceptor outer segment membrane. The coding region runs from base 205 to 627 and encodes 140 amino acids. Gene Ontology annotation, biological process: positive regulation of epidermal growth factor receptor signaling pathway; visual perception; positive regulation of G protein-coupled receptor signaling pathway. Lineage: Eukaryota; Metazoa; Chordata; Mammalia; Primates; Galagidae. The record is from RefSeq and is a predicted model, not a curated record.